Molecule: messenger RNA, 1521 nt
Organism: Dalotia coriaria
Lineage: Eukaryota; Metazoa; Arthropoda; Insecta; Coleoptera; Staphylinidae
Product: facilitated trehalose transporter Tret1-like
Exons: 3
Coding region: 136-1521 (461 amino acids)
Biological process (GO): transmembrane transport
Cellular component (GO): membrane
Molecular function (GO): transmembrane transporter activity
Source: RefSeq, a predicted model, not a curated record
UUAUACCACAUUGCAUAAUGUUUUUAACAUUCCGCGACAAAAUUGCAAAAAGAAUAUAUAUAUAUAAGAAUUUACUGCACCAAAUAUAAGUUAAUAGCUGUAAGCAGCUUAACGAGUUAAUAUUAAACAUAAACAAUGCACGACAUUGAAGAACCUUUUAUUGGAUGUAAAGAAAUACCCAGAGCUUCUUAUCACUACAAGUUUCGCCAGUACCUCUUAGCAAUUGUUUGCAUGCUCCAGUCACUGUGUGCUGGCAGUGCAUUUUCAUUCUCUUCUGUAUUGGCAACAUCAGAAAUUUCCUUUAACACAACUCAAUAUUCAUGGAUCGCAUCAAUACCAACAUUGUCCAUUCUUCCAAUGGUUCUUACUGCUGGUUGGAUACUAAACUGGAUUGGGAGACGUUUUGCAUUGGCACUGACAAUAAUCAUCACGUUAAUAUCAUGGACAAUGUUAUUCUUUUCCCAAACGUACGAGCUCAUGUUUGUCAGUCGACUCUUAUCAGGGAUCUACACAGGUUUGGCUUAUCCAAUUAUGUUGGUUUACCUAGCCGAAAUAACCGACCCUAAAAUUCGUCCCCAAUGUUUGACAAGUGUCCCAUUUGGAUGCAAUUUGGGAAUAAUGCUGACACAAUUACUGGGCUCUUUUGUUCAUUGGAGAACACUAGCAAUGCUCGUGUGCGUAUUACCGGUAAUUAAUAUGGCAAUUUUAUUAUAUAUAAAAGACUCAUAUGUUUGGCUCUUGAACAAAAAUCGGGUUGACGAAGCAAAAAAGGCUUUUACGUGGUUCAGAGGUACUGGACAUACACAGAAAUCAGAAUUUCUGUCAAUCUUAGAUAUGGAAAUUUGCAAGAUUAGUUCAGUCAAACAAAAAAUCAAACAAUGUUUUAAGAUGUCAUUCAUCAAACCAUUUCUGCUAACGUCGUUAUUGUUUCUCACAAGUGAACUCUCUGGUGAUGGUGCUGUGAUAUUCUAUACUUCAAAUAUUAUAAAAACCAUUACCAAGAAUGCAGACGCGCAGUUUUAUUCAAAUUUAGUUUUGAAUGCUCUUAGAGUCAUAGCUACAUUUUUAAGUACCAUAUUGUUUAAUCGGUUCUCAACUAGAUCAGUGUUAAUAUUUAGUGGUUACUCUUUAGCUUUAUCAUUAGGCAAUUUUUCAUUAUUUAUGUACUUAAGUAGAGUCUACCCGGAGAAUACUCAUUAUCCAGUUGUUUGUUUAGUUUUAAUAAUAGCAAAUGUAAUGUUUUUUGGACUUGGCGUAGGCCCAGGGCCCACGGUAAUAUGUGGGGAAAUUUACCCAUCAGUUCUGAGGGAAAUUGGCGGAGCACUGAGUUCAUUUGUACUGUUUGGAACAUUGUUUGUGAUUGUCAAAGCAAUGCCGUAUCUAUUCGAACUGGUUCAUCACGAGUGUAUAUUUUUAGCAUUUGCGUUUUGCACGUUUACUGGCAUAAGUAUAAUUUAUUAUGUUUUGCCCAACACGAAAAACAAAACAUUAACGCAAUUAGAUUUAGUAUAUGCGUCUUAA